This is a messenger RNA of Caenorhabditis briggsae, 480 nucleotides long. The transcript has 5 exons. Lineage: Eukaryota; Metazoa; Nematoda; Chromadorea; Rhabditida; Rhabditidae. The coding region runs from base 1 to 480 and encodes 159 amino acids. The record is from RefSeq and is a predicted model, not a curated record.
AUGACACGAUAUCGAAUCAAGAAAAAAGAGGUAGAAGUUUCAACGAGGAAAAGGCUGAAGGCGUUGAAGGUGACGAAUCGAAGCGAAUUCAACGCCGGCACUGUCGGAGACGGCGGCGGAGGCAGUGAAGAAGAUGAAGAAUUGAGGCUGAAAGAGCUCGUCACGACAGCGCCGUUUCGGUUCAGAAGAGAAAGGAAGGAUCCAUCAUGCCUGAAAAAUCUAUGCGCGCUCAGUUCACGUCGUCUCUAUCUCCCCGCGGAAAGUACACCACGAUCGAUCCCCAUCGGAUUCAUUAAUUUGCAGAUUGCUCUUCUCUCAGAAGCUGUGAAGCUUCUCCAAUCCAGUGAAGAUCAGCGUGAUAUCAUUAGGGAUAGUGUGGCCUCAAUGUGGUGUGCGCAUGUGGCCUACUUAUUGAACAAAUCAAGAGAAGACAUGCGAAGAAUCGGCAAACAGCGCACCAGUGGACCCAAUGAUGCUUAG